Molecule: messenger RNA, 1387 nt
Organism: Pseudovirgaria hyperparasitica
Lineage: Eukaryota; Fungi; Ascomycota; Dothideomycetes; Acrospermales; Acrospermaceae
Product: purine nucleoside permease
Exons: 4
Coding region: 183-1283 (366 amino acids)
Biological process (GO): nucleoside metabolic process; transmembrane transport
Cellular component (GO): endoplasmic reticulum
Molecular function (GO): catalytic activity
Source: RefSeq, a predicted model, not a curated record
CGUGUCAGUGCAUUGUUGUAUGUGAAUGUGCUGUUAAUGCCUGUAGGGAGUGUUGACGGCGAGUUUGUGAAAACAGCAUAAGAGUGCCGUUCCGGCGUGGGUUUUUUUUUUCAUAUUGGGCUCAAAGUCGAGGCUAUGGACGAGGUCGCUUUGGUCCAAGAGGAGUAGACCCAGCGCAUGUCAUGCUCAAGCCUUCAUCGAGACGGAAUGUUCCUCCACAACUCACGGGAAGACGACUUCGGACGAGGAGCUAUGGUCCGAUAUUCCCAAAAGUCUUGAUCAUCUCACAGUUCAACUACGAGCAAGAAGCCAUAUUCAAGUACUUCCCAGAGCUCCUACAACAAUCAUAUGAGGUCCCUGGAUUCUCUCCUCUAUACCCCGACGUAAAUUGCAAUAACGCCGGCACAUUGUGCUCCAUGACCAACGGCGAAGGAGAAGCCAACGCCGCAGCCAGCAUCACCGCCCUCCUCUACGCCUCCCACUUCGACCUCACACACACCUACAUCAUCCUCACCGGGAUCGCCGGCGUCAACCCUUCCCUCGGCACUACUGGCACCGUCGGCUUCGCCAAAUACGCCGUCCAGCUCGACCUCACCUACGAAUUCGACGCCCGCCAAAUCCCCCAAAACUUCUCCUCCGGCCUCGUCCCCCAGGGCAACACCAAGCCCGUCUCCUACGACCCCAGCAUCCCCCCUCAAGACACCCGCUCCGCCUACCCACGCAACAUCUACGGCACGGAAGUAUACACCCUCAACGGCAACCUGCGCGACAAGUUCCGCACCCUCGCCAGCAAAGCCCCCCUCAACGACACCACUGCCGCCGCCUCGUACCGCGCAAAAUACGACCAGAAAGCCGCCCGCGCCCCGCCUUCCGUCCUCGCGUGCGACUCCCAGACUAGCAACGUGUACUGGUCCGGCAGCAAGCUGACCGCCGCCUUUUCCGCCUACACUCAGCUGCUAACCAACGGCUCUGGCGCGCUCUGCAUGAGCCAACAGGAGGACAACGCCAGUCUAGAGGGUCUACUGCGCGGCCACGCGGCGGGCAAGAUUGAUUUCGCCCGGGUGUCGAUUCUGCGUGCCGCAAGUGACUUUGUGCAGGCGCCCAAGGGGGUCGAGGAAACGGAUCAUUUGCUGGUUAAUCAGCAAGGGGGAUUCAGUGUUGCGUUGGAGAACAUCGGGAUCGCUGCGCGGCCGGUUGUGAAGGAUGUUUUGGGGAAUUGGGCGGCGUAUGAGGGCGGGGUGAAGAGUGGGAAUAAGGUUGGGAGUUUGCUGGUCAGUUAUUAGGGGGGGGGGAGGAAAGGGGGGUGUUACUGUUGGCCUUGCUUCUGAUGUUCGUGCAAUGUCGGCUACAUAGCGAGGCGUUAUGGCGUUUCUCACCGAGCUGGGCC